Ooceraea biroi (clonal raider ant) is the source of this 750-nucleotide messenger RNA. RefSeq lists its product as uncharacterized. The record is from RefSeq and is a predicted model, not a curated record. Lineage: Eukaryota; Metazoa; Arthropoda; Insecta; Hymenoptera; Formicidae.
AUGGUUGUUUUUGGUCGUACUUCUCGAAAUAUAAUGGAACGGGGCCUCGUGGUGGACACGGAGACCAUUUAUCCGCAGGAAUCUAUGAAAUAUCUUGGUGUAUACUUGAUAGUUAUCUUUGAGGGUCAUUUCCGGUUAUCGGACGGUUCUUCAAAGGCGGCGGGCCUGCUGGCUCACAUCCCCCCGGUGGAUAUAUUAGCUGAAGGACGGGCUUGGGGUUUCCAACAACUCUGUGUGAUAAAGGGCACGGAUUAUAUAGUUUGCCCGCUUGAGAAGACUAUACGCGCGAGGAUUCGUAAGCAAGUACUGGAUAGGCUUAGAGAAAGGUGGAAGGAGAGACUGGAUGAAAUGACUCCUCAGGAGCCCGGAUUUCGUUGUCGCCAAAUAAUUUUGCCAGUUUGGCAAUCUUGGCUUGAUCGUUCUUUUGGACGUACAAAUUAUUACCUGACGCAGUUCCUUACUGGACAUGGGGCAUUUAAUGCCUUUCUGUCCCGUAUAGGAAAACGGCCAUCAUCUAGCUGUCCGUACUGUGAAGUCUCUAAUGAGGAUCCUACACAUGUUAUCUUUAACUGCUCGGUUUGGCAGUUUUAUAGGGGUGAUUUGUGUCCGGCGGACGAGGGUACUCUGGCCCAAGAUGCGCAGUUAGUCCGACGUAUGCUGACUAAUCAACAGGAAUGGGAUCAACUGGCGGAGAGGGUCUCUACCAUUUUAAUGUUAAGGGAAGAGGACGGCUGUGAAGAAGAGAGAUAA